AUGCGGACAGACCGACAUAGUGACACAGAAUGUGAGAUGGGAAUACGCGAAGAUGGUGCGAAAUAUUGGAGACCGACAACACAAAAUGAGAAGACACCGUACAAAGGACAACAAUUCGAAACAGUAGACACCGGGAUUGAUUUCUACGUGGAAUACGCUAAAGAGGCAGGAUUUGAUGUUAGGAACGGCACAAAGCGUAGAAAUCGGAAGGGGGAAGUGUCAAUCAAAUACUUGUUGUGCUCAGGAGAGGGUUACAAAGCUAAAACAAAAGAAUCCCAAAAUAGCACAAAAGAACGAAAGAGGCGGAGGAGAACGUCCAACAGGAUAGGAUGUAAGGCGCGUAUGGUAAUGACAAAGCGUGACACAGGCGGAUACAAAGUCCAUGCAAUUGAGCUGCGACAUACGCACUGUCUAUGCUCAGACACGGGCAAACCUUUUUUAAAGAUAAAUAGGCAACUCGACAACGGCCACAAAACCUUUUUGGCUCAUUGUGCAAAGGCAAACAUAAGUCCUACAAAAGCGUUCGGACUAUUCAAAGAGAUGGUGGGAAGCUUUACAGAUAUAGGAGCAACAUGCAUUGAGUUCUGCAAUUUUAGGCGAGACCUAUUGGCCUAUAUAGCUGAGGCAGAUGGCCAAAUGGUGAUAGAAGACAUGUUCAAAAGAAAAGAGGACAACCCAGACUUCUAUUUCGAUUUUGACAUAGACGAAGAAGCACAAUUAACUAGAUUAUUCUGGGUAGACGCACAAUCCCGAAGGAAUUAUGCAUGCUUCGGUGAUGUCAUAUUGUCAUGUCAUUCGACGCUAGAUACAGCACAAACAGGUACAUCUCAGUACAUGUUAGUGUUCGUCCCUGUCACGGGGGUGGAUAACCACAAAAGAUGCAUAACAUUAUGGGCAGGCCUGAUUGCGAAAGAAGAUGUAGAGUCGUAUGAGUGGCUACUAACUAAGUUCAACACUGCAAUGGAAUACGCGCCAAGAUGUAUUAUAACUGACCAAGAUCCUGCACUAAAGAUAGUAGUACCACAAACUAUGCCAACAACAAGGCACCGAUUCUGUAUGUGGCACAUUAUGACAAAAGUGGGGGAAAAGGUAGGGGUUGCCUUGUGGCACAAUCAGGACUUCAAGAAGGCAUUGAAUAGUACCGUAUGGGAUGACAAACUAACCAUAGAUGAAUUCAAGAGAAAAUGGGAAACAAUUAUGAAGGACUACAACCUUAAAGACCAUAGGUGGUUUGCCAAGCUUUACGAGGCGCGUGUAUCAUGGAUACCAGCAUACUUCAAUGACAUAUUAAUGGCAGGACUGCUCAGGACAACAUCAAGAUCAGAAUCAGAAAACAACUAUUUUGGUAAAUUCACAAACCACCACUGCAUCCUAGUAGAAUUCAUGGCGCAAUACAACAGCGCCAUCGGAGAACAAAGACAUAAACAUGCAAGACUAAUUGCAGAAAACGAAGGUUCGUACCCUGAAACUAAAACCCCAUUGAGUAUUGAGAAAAACGCUACUACAGUGUACACUAUAAACAUAUUCUACGAAUUCCAAGAACAUGUAUGGGAAGCCAGUUUCACGUGUGACAUCAUCGACAAACACAACAGAGGGGAUAUAUGGAAGUACACAGUUAAGGACACAAAUGGAAAAAUGUAUGAAGUAACCGAAACCUCACAGGCAAAGGAAAUAGAGUGUGCGUGCAAAAAGUUUAACCGUGUUGGUAUACUAUGCAGGCAUGUGAUGUUGGUGAUGAAGACAAGAGGGUAUGAGUCAAUCCUAGAAAAGUAUAUUGUUCCAUGA
Molecule: messenger RNA, 1785 nt
Organism: Ipomoea nil (Japanese morning glory)
Lineage: Eukaryota; Viridiplantae; Streptophyta; Magnoliopsida; Solanales; Convolvulaceae
Product: protein FAR1-RELATED SEQUENCE 5-like
Exons: 2
Coding region: 1-1785 (594 amino acids)
Biological process (GO): regulation of DNA-templated transcription
Molecular function (GO): zinc ion binding
Source: RefSeq, a predicted model, not a curated record